UGCGGGACUGUCCCUUCCCCGGGAGCCCCCAGCUCGGAACGCUGAGGCGGGCAGAGGCGAUGGAGGGGACUUGAGUCCCCGCUGGCUUCAGCUCCGCUCCGGCCCUCUCCUCUUUCUCCUCAUGGUUUCGCGUCCACUCGUUUCCUCGUUAGGUUCAACCUUCUUCCACAUAUCCUCCAUGGCAGCGUGGACCCGUGAAGCAGUGCUGAACCUUUAUCGCACUCUAUUGCGUCAGGGAAGAGGCCUACGCUAUACCGAUCGUGAUUUCUACUUCAGAACAAUCCGGCAAGAGUUUCGCAAGAACCUGCACCUUGAGAAUCUUGAAGAUAAGGAGAGACAGCUGGAAAAGGGCCAGGCUUUCUUGCACAGCAAACUUGGGGGGUUGAUUUAG
Molecule: messenger RNA, 391 nt
Organism: Varanus komodoensis (Komodo dragon)
Lineage: Eukaryota; Metazoa; Chordata; Lepidosauria; Squamata; Varanidae
Product: MIEF1 upstream open reading frame protein-like
Exons: 2
Coding region: 122-391 (89 amino acids)
Source: RefSeq, a predicted model, not a curated record